This is a messenger RNA of Colletotrichum graminicola M1.001, 1494 nucleotides long. RefSeq lists its product as uncharacterized. The record is from RefSeq and is a predicted model, not a curated record. The annotation marks the transcript as partial. NCBI's taxonomy places the organism in Eukaryota, Fungi, Ascomycota, Sordariomycetes, Glomerellales, Glomerellaceae. Gene Ontology annotation, molecular function: oxidoreductase activity, acting on paired donors, with incorporation or reduction of molecular oxygen; monooxygenase activity; heme binding. The transcript is spliced from 3 exons.
UUCUCCCGUGUUGCCACAUGGAGUCUGCUGGUCUGGGUGGCGCUGCGAUGUCUUGAGGCUGUCCUGUGCAGAGUCAGCGUUCAAGAACCACCAGCGGUAAGAUCGAAACUACCAAUCUUGGGCCAAGCGUUGAAGUUAUUCACCCAAGGCGUGUCAUACUACGAGAAUUUAAGGAAACAGACCAAUCUUCCAAUCUUAACGACGUUUCUCGGCACACAAAAGGUGUACGUCGUGAAUUCGCCAGAACUCAUUAACCAGAUAAACCGACAAGGAAAGAAAAUCGAUGCAACUUUGCCAUUUCUCUCUGUCGUCUGCGGAAAGUUCUUUGGCAUGCAUGGCGAGGACUUGAACGGCUUGAUGCGAAAUGCCACCGCCAAAAACUCUCUGCGGCAUGAUCUCAGAGCGAUGGAGCACGCUGCUUUGGAAGCCGGAACGGAGUCCAUGGCGGAAAUCCACGGGAAUAUUUCCCGGGAACUCGCUGACAUACUGAAUGACACUGCUUCACGAGGUCCUGAGAAAGUGAACCUUCUAGACUGGCUGCAGAGGACGUUUACCCUGGCAACAGGCAGAGGGGUGUUCGGUCACGGCAACCCAGUCGACCGCUCUGAAGACUUGGUCAGUUGCUUGUGGACUAUGGAGAGCGGCCUCAAAAAGCUCACGAUGUUGCCAUACCAGUCGUUUACGGCGCGCGAGGCCGUGAUGGCUCGUGAGCGAUUGGUUCAAGCUUUCAUAGAUGACAAAGACCCCAAAGGCCCAGUUGGUCUUGGUCGUGGUUCCAUCGUACUGAGCCAAAAGUUCUCUAACCUAACUCAGCGUCAUAACACGAGCGUGGAGUUUAAGGCGAGAUACACUCUUGGCUUCUUCACUGGGUUCUUGAUCAACUCAGUUCCGGCUGUGUUUUGGAUUGUCAGUCUCUUGGCAGCAAAUAAAGGCUUAGCGGACAGGAUUAGGUCUGAGGUCCAGCAGGUCGUCACCACCAUUGGCUCAGAGGAGAUAACCGUCGAAGCCGCUUCUCUUAGAUCGCAGUGCCAGGUGCUAGUUUCUACAUGUCGGGAAGUCCUUCGCUGUAUCAGCUCCUCCAUCGGCACUUUUCUAGUAAACGACGACAUUCACCUGGACGAUGGACUUGUGCUCAAGAAGGGUGCUAUCAUACAGAUAGCAGCCACGGCGAUACAUUCCAACACGGCCAUAUGGGGCACGUCAGCCAACGAGCUUGACCCAGAAAGAUUUCUUAGACAGGAGAAAGUGCACCCAGCGGCGAACCGAGUCUUCGGGGGCGGCGGCUCCAUGUGCCCAGGCAGGCAUCUGGCAUUGGAUGAGCUGCUAACUUUCACUGCUAUGUUUGUGCAUACUUUUGAGGUUGAUUUGUUGCCGAAUGCCUCGAGGAUUCCUGAACAGGAGCGAAAUGCUAUGCUUUCUGUCAAAAAGCCAAGCUCGGAUCUGCUGGUACGGGUGUCACGGCGGGCUGCUGCUAAUUGUCGGAGGUGGAAGUUU